AUGCUGACGAUCACAGUCACUGUGACCCAAUUGACUCCUGAUGAGUCCCUCUUGGCCCUGAUCUCGGAAGCAUCCGAAGCCAGUCGCCAAGCUGCUGAAGCGGCAGCGGCUCUGGAAGCUCUGGAAGCUCUGAAGGCGCUGGAGGCACUGGUGGCACUGGUGCAAUCAGAAGUAGCUGCUGCCGCUGCCUCUGCCUCUGCUGAGGCCGUUGCGUCGCAAUCGAGAGCCGCCGCUGCCUCACGCUCAGCGGAGUUAGCAGCCUCCCUUUCUGCUGCUGAAGCCGCUUCUAUCUCCGCCGCUGAGGCAGCUUCUCUUUCUUCUGAAUUGGCUGCCUCGUUGUCGAGAGCAGAAGCUUCUUCCGCAGCUGCAGCCCUGAUCGCCCUGUUGUCUUCCGUCUCUGCCGUCUCUGCUGCGUCUGCUGCUGCUGCUCGGUCGGCUUCUCUCGCUAAGUCGACCGCAAAGCCGAGCUUAUCUGGAUUCAAGGGUAUUGUCGCUGUUGCCCUGGCUAAUCUGACUCUGUCUUUGACCCUGUUCUCGACCACUGUCUCGUCGCUGACUAUCACACUGUCGCCCACCACAACUUCAUCUCUGUCGACUGCUCAAUUUUCUAGUGAGCAAUCGCUGUCGAAAAUUGGUGGCGUUGGUGUAUCAGGUGUUUCGGGUAUCGUUGCUGCUAUGGCUAUGGUUGCCGCGUUGUUCUGA
This is a messenger RNA of Diutina rugosa, 702 nucleotides long. RefSeq names its product Pga34p (gene PGA34). The transcript has a single exon. The coding region runs from base 1 to 702 and encodes 233 amino acids. NCBI's taxonomy places the organism in Eukaryota, Fungi, Ascomycota, Pichiomycetes, Serinales, Debaryomycetaceae. The record is from RefSeq and is a predicted model, not a curated record.